Messenger RNA from Drosophila gunungcola (fruit fly), 887 nucleotides. RefSeq lists its product as uncharacterized. The transcript has a single exon. Lineage: Eukaryota; Metazoa; Arthropoda; Insecta; Diptera; Drosophilidae. The record is from RefSeq and is a predicted model, not a curated record. Bases 66 to 503 code for a protein of 145 amino acids.
CGUCGAAAACUUAAACAGAUCGUAUAAAUUCCGGGCCCACCGUCCAGCGCGGCAUAGUCAGCGCAAUGACACUCAGCUCGACGGUAGUUUGUCUCCUCGCCGGACUCUUUCUGAUCGGUCUGGUGCAGCGGGGAGCGGGCGCUCGCCUCCAGCAGCAGCAGAGCGCGGCUUCCUAUCCAGCAGCCGGCUUUAAGCCAGGUAGACAGUUUGACCUGCCGGCGGGCCACUCGAAACCCGCGCGACUGGUGGCCAACAGCGAGGCGCAGGAGGAUCUCGACGACGCCGUGGAGGAGGUGGAGAUGACACAGUCCAGGGCUCCGCCUGUUCCACGUCCAGUUCCCGAUCCAGUGCCGAAGAUCCCGGUGAUUCCAACCAUCGCAUACUAUCCGGCAGGAGCCGUGGGAUUCGUCCGGCCAGCGGAAUUUGCAAAAAUCAUCAGUGGCCCCCAACAGUCUGCCGGCUUUGCAGCCACGACCCAGUACUAUGCCGCCUACUUUGGCUAGAGCUACACAGAAAAAAAGCCAUUUGACAUAAGAAACAUGUAAAGCACUAUAUGUAAACCGUUAGCACAUUUUAUCCGUUUUUAAGCUUGUUAUAUUAAAUUAGUGCCAGUACUACCCAAGAAAGGUUCCACCACUGUAAUCUUAAGAGGUGUUUUUGCCUCCAGAUCCUCGUCUGCGCUGCACGCACGAUAUCGGCAGACCAACUGGGCCUAAGUAAUAUAGUACUGGAGUGCUCAAGGGCGAAGCGUUUAAGGAAAGGCAAUCCAACUAGCCACCAAGCCCAUGUUACAAGAACUGGAAUGCAUGUGCGCGCAAUCGUUGGCAAGAAAACUUUUUUUCUAUAUGACAACAAAAUAAAAUGUAUUUUCCCUCUAGUUGAUUAGA